Messenger RNA from Ilex paraguariensis (yerba mate), 597 nucleotides. The record is from the annotation of a GenBank genome assembly. NCBI's taxonomy places the organism in Eukaryota, Viridiplantae, Streptophyta, Magnoliopsida, Aquifoliales, Aquifoliaceae.
AUGGCCAGAGGAACAGCCGGAGUGACAAAGAAGAGGAAGCCAGUGAAUGGGAUGACUAAGCAAGUCGUUAUUGCCCAGAAGAAGAAGGAUGGUGAAACAGAUAAGAGUUCGAAAGGUGACACUGGUUGUAAUUGGGAGAACAUCUUUGAUGUUAAGAAGGAUGAUAAGGCAUAUAACAAUGUUGUUAGAUUAUUUUAUGCAAAUUUACAUGACUUUGAUAAGGUUGGGCACACUUUGAAGUCUGUAGUUAAGGGUAAAGAAAUAAAAGUUUUCCCUAAUUUUAUUUCAAAAAUGUUGAAAGUUCCCAAACCUGUCAUCACUGAGAAUUCCAUUGUAUUUCCUUACAAAAGUAAAGAGGAAGUCCUUAGCAUGGAAACGGUUAUUGAAACAAUUUGUGGUGUUGAUAUCGAAUGGGCGGAUGAGAACAAUAAAAUAUAUCAAAAAAACCUUCGUUUGCUUUAUAGGAUGUUAAACAUAAUAGUUGCUUGUAACAUUGAUCCCAAAGGACAUACAACUGAAUUUGGAUAUGAUAGAGCUCAACUUCUAUAUGCGAUUGGUAAAGGGGGAUGCAUUGACCUUCCCCAUUACAUAUUCUAG